AUGUUUAAAGAUAAAAUUACAAUUUUCUACUCUGUUUUAGAAACAACUGAAACUGAGACGAAAAAUUGGUCGACAUUACGUCCAAAUGCAAAUAUGAUAAACGAAAUUUCUGCUACCAAGACACCGUCACGAGCAACUACGCGACAAUACUUGCAACGUAUUGGGCAACAAACCUCAACAACAGACAUGACAUGGAAAUCUACACAAAAUAAUCCAAUGCGAACAAAUAUGACGAAAUAUGACCGUAUUGUGCGAACGACACAAAAUGAAAUAAGGAAUACAAAGGCAUAUGCAGCGUACAGUCUAAAUAUAAAUCGAACAACGGUUUUAGCAAAGCCGCAAAAGUCAAAUCCAAAGGAGCGACAUAAACAACGUUAUCUUCAUUAUCAUUAUGAACGAAAAUCACCGGUGAUUGUUAGUGCUUUGCUUGAUAUCGGUCGUAAUACGUGGAAGAAAUAUACGAGGACUUAUGACCAGUAUUUAAGUUUCUUCGAAAAUUUAUUGCAAUUAAAUAAUCGGAUGGUGAUUUAUACGGAUAAAAAAGGAGCCGAAUUCGUACGUAAAUGGAGAUAUAUGGCAAAUACAGAGAUAUUCGAAACUUCAAUCAUUCAUCUUCCAUUUUAUCGCUUUCUUCCAGAAAUACAAAGUAUUAUCGAUAAAGAACGCCAAGAAUGGCAUUACGAUUUGAAAGUAAAAGAUCAUCCUGAAGCAACUAGUGCAGAAUAUGAUAUUGUAGUCAAUUCGAAACCCUACUUCCUUUACAAUGCUACGCAAACUAGCCGAUUUCGUACCAACGCAAUUUUUUUCACUUGGAUCGAUGCUGGAUAUGGCCAUGGUGCCAGCAGUGUCAUCCCAACUAACUGUCACUGGCUACCAAAUUUCAGUGAUGGAAAAAUUACAGUUAUCAAGUUAACACCGAUUCACGAUAAAAUAAUCAGGUAUACAAUAUCAGAUUUGUACCGAGUUGACUGGGCUGUAAUAAGUGGCGGUUUCAUAGGAGGAAGCAUUCAUACAAUUGAUAGAUUUUACCGAUUUUAUUAUAAAACAUUUCUUGACCUACUCGAUGCAGCAAUGAUUGAUGAUGAUCAGACAGUUUUGACAAUGGUUAUAAAGAAUCAUGAGAACUUAUUUGAUAUUAUACAUAGUGGAGGCGAUUGGUUUGCCUUAUUCCGAUUAUUUCCCUGCUCGUAA
Molecule: messenger RNA, 1191 nt
Organism: Dracunculus medinensis (Guinea worm)
Lineage: Eukaryota; Metazoa; Nematoda; Chromadorea; Rhabditida; Dracunculidae
Source: the annotation of a GenBank genome assembly